Molecule: messenger RNA, 5097 nt
Organism: Closterium sp. Yama58-4
Lineage: Eukaryota; Viridiplantae; Streptophyta; Zygnematophyceae; Desmidiales; Closteriaceae
Source: the annotation of a GenBank genome assembly
AUGUCAGUUCCCGCUCCCAUUCCCCUCCCCGCCCCGCAUGCUGUCGUCACAGCCGCCCCUCUAGCGCCGAUCUUCACCGCCUCCCGCGAGCAUCGGCGCGAGUUGCGGAGAUGCAGGCGCGACCCGCAGUCGGUAGUUUCCGCGCGCCUGCUGCCUGGCUCCCCCUCCGCUAGUCGCAUUGGCGGACGAUGCACCGCGGCGCAGGGAGGCAAGGCGGACAAGCGGAGAGUGCGGAAGGUGCGGGCAGUGCAAGGGGGAGGGGGCGGCGACUUAAGAGAUUCGGAGAACGGGGAGGGGGAAAGGGAAGGAGUGCGUGGAGCGGAGGGUUCAUGGCGCGACGGCGGAAUUCUAGAGGGGGAAGUGGAGGGUGAUUUAGACGAGGACUGGGCUGGGGAAGCGGAAAGGGGCACGCGGUUGCGGGGAAGGGUUGCGGCUGGUGGCGGAGCAACGGGCGGGAAUGGGGAGGGCGCAGAGAGGCGCGGAAACGGGGACGAGAGGGAGAGUGAGAGUCGGGGGCUGGGGGAAGCGCGAGGGGAGAAAGCGGCGAUUUCUGCGGGAAUAGGCGGGGGUGCAAACAGGUGGAGAGUUGGGGCCGGGAAAGGGCGGGUGAGGCGGUAUGACGUGGCAGGAGGUGCAGCACGCGUGGCAUCUGACGUGGCACGAGGGAGCAGGGGCAAGGGCGAGGGGGCAGGGGGAGCAGCAGGCAGCGUGGGCGCCAUUGGCGGCCCGCCCUCCCGCCAUACUGCCGUGGCUGGCGCUGCUGGUGGUGCCGCUGGUAGUGGCGCUGGCAGCACCAACACCGCUCCCAGUGGCAGCAACAGAAGCUUUUCCAACCUCACUCCCAUUCCCUCGGCCACCCCCAGCAGCAGCAGCAGCGGCAGUGCUGAUAGCGCCCCCAGUGGCGCGUGGCGGCUGCGCCUGGCGGCCCUGAACGCGCUCUCCGCGCUGAGAUCCGCCCAGCAGCGCGAUGAACAGCUCAUGGCGCUGGCAGACGCGCAGCAGAUGGAGGGUGGGGUGGCGGAGGGGGAGGGAGCUGAAGGGGAGGCGAAGGGGCGGACGCGGGCAGGGAGGGCGAGGGCAGAAGAGGGGCCUGGGGACGAGGGGGGGGUUGGGAGUCGGACUAAGGGGAGUGAUGCAGCAGGGGCUGUGGUGGGGGGGCGGGAAGGGAAUGGCGAGGCGGAAGUGGGGAGUGCAUCAGGCGGGCAGGGUGGGCUGGGAGCGGGCAUGCUGGAGGCUCUCAAGGCAGCCGCUGCUGCUGAUGCUCAGACGUCAUCAUCAGGUGGGGGCGUAUCAAUCUACGUGAACUGUUCAUCGGUGGGGUUACAGCGAGUGGCAGUGUUGGAGGAGGGGCGGCUGGUGGAACUCAUUGUUGCCUGCACUCCCCCCCCCUCCCUCCCCUCGCCCUCCCUCCCCUUCCGCUCCUCCCGCCUCCCUCCCAUCCACCCCACCACCACCACUGCUGCUGCUGCUGCUGCUGCUGCUCCUCUCACCCCGCUCACCGCACUUAACCCACCCACAUUCCCACCCCAAGCAGCAUCAGCAGCAGGCAGCAGCGUUUCUCCUGUGCCUCCCGUGCCCUCCCCUCCCCCUCCCCCCUUGCCAUGGGGGGUGCGCGUGGGGGACGUGUACCUGGGGGUGAUCCGCUCGCUGCAUCCGGGCAUGAAGGCCGCAUUUGUCGACAUUGGGGGGGCCGCGCCCUCCCUGCUCAACCUCGCGCACAACGACCGCCCCCUCACCUUCCCGCCCACAGGGGGUGACGGCGCCGCUGCGCUUGCGCAUGCCUGGGGUGCCCCAGCUGUGCUAGCUUCGGGUGCAGGGUCGGAGUUAGGUUCGGGAGCAGGGCUGGAUGCUGCGAGGCAGUGGGAGGCGGGGGUGGGCAGGGAGGAGGCAGGCGGUGGGGCGGGUGCUGUGGCGCACGGGAGUGGUGGCGUGUGGGUGGGCGUGGAGGUUGAGAGUGGGGGGUUGAUCCAGGGAUGGGCGGCGAGGGAAGGGGUGGAAAGGGGUGCAGUGGUGGUGGCAGGUAUGCAAGGGGGUGAGGAGGAUGAGGAGGAGGAGGAGGAGGAGGAGGAGGAGGAGGAGGAGGAGGAGGAGGAGGAGGAGGAGGAGGAGGAGGAGGAGGAUGAGGAGGAGGAGGAGGAGGAGGAGUGGGUAGACGUGGAUGGGGAAUUUGAAACGGACCUUGAAGACGAGAGCAGUGAUGCCCAUGAUGCCCACCAAUUGAAACGAUCACAAGGGAGUGAGGAUGAGAGAGGGGAGUUGGAGGGUGUGGAAGGGGAUGUGGAGGAGUUGAGCGCCAAGGACUCUGUGCUGCGGGCCUUCCCCGUGCUGGCUGGCCGCUGCUUUCGGCUGGUGCUGCGGGGAACAGGGCUGGUGAUGCCGAGGGGAGUGGCAGCAGAGGAGGCAGCGCGCAUACAGGCCAUUGUCGCCCGCCUCGCACCCACCCGCUCCUUCUCCAUUCAGGUGCGGCAGGCGGCGGUGGGGCGGGGGGAGGCAGAGCUGGGGGAGGAUCUAGCAGAGCUGGUGGCGCGGUGGAGAGCGGUGCUGGCGCGUGCAAAUGCGGUGGCGGGGCAUGUGAGGAGCGUGGUGGAUGUACCCGCUGUGGGCCCCACGCUGUUGCUGCAGGGCACGCCCAUGGCUCUUGAUGUCAUCCACUCGCUGCUUGUUCAGCACCAUCAGGUGUCGCGCCUCGUGGUCGACUCGCCUGCCUUCCUGCAAGAGUUGGAGGCGUAUCUACAGCGCAUGCAGCCGGCGCUGUGCGGGCGGGUGCAGCUGCACACAGGCGCUUCGCCCAUCUUUGACACCGCCCACAUCGAACCCGCCCUGCUCUCCGCCCUGCACCGCUGUGUCCCCCUAGCAGGUGGCGGGUCGCUGGUGAUAGAGGAAACAGAGGCGCUGGUGGCAAUAGAUGUGAACAGCGGGUGGAGCGUGCUGCAGCCCACCGCACGGCAGGAGGACACCUUCCUUGCUGUGAACCUCGCUGCUGCCAGGCAGAUUGCAGUGGAGCUGCGCCUGAGGGACCUGGGAGGGCUCGUGGUCAUUGACUUUAUUGACAUGCAUAAAGUGCUUCUGUGCCAAUUCCACCAGAAAAUCACACGUCCCGUCCUCUUUCCCCCUUUCCUUCCCCCCACCACCACUCCUCCCAGCGGAGCAUCGGAGGGUGGUGGAGGAGGAGGUGAGGAGGGCAAUGGGGGGGGACCGGCGCAAGCCAAGGUGCGCGUGGGGGAGGGAGAUCUCUCAGUUCGGCCUGCUCGAACUCACCCACCAGCGCGUGAGUGCUCUCUGGCCCGGUGCACUGCGAUGCGUCCAAGCCUUGCCGCCUCGCUGACGGCGCCAUGCACGUGCUGCUGGGCGGCGGGGCGGGUGGAGUCACGUCUGGCCAUGCUGGCUCGCCUCGAGCGCGCCCUGCAGCGCUGCCUGGCGCAAUCUGCAUCUGCGGCAGGCAGCAAGCAGGGCAGACAGGGAAAAGGGGCCAGGGAGAGACGGCGGGAGCGCAGGGCCCAAGCAGCAGCGGCAGAAGCAGCGAGUGGUGGGGGUGAGGGGGAUGAAAGGAGAGAGGGCGGGCGCGAGGAGGUGGUGGUGGGUCUGGCUGCUUCCCCUGCCACGUGUGAACAGCUGCUCAUGGGACCCGCCCUGCCAGAUGGCACUCCCUCGCUCGUCCACGUCAUCUGCGCUGCCCUCCACGUCACCCUGCACAUACAGGUGGAUGCAGCACUGCCGUACGGCUACUUGCUGCUGUCUCAGAAUGGCCGCUCCACUGUCGACCCGCCUCUCACCCCGCACGACCCUCCCCCCCACGCCGCGCCUGCCUUCAACAUCCCUGCAUAUCUCGCAUCCAUCCCAUCGGGACCUUCAAUCACCGUCUCCCCUCACUGGACUGCUGCGGGCCAGGCUAGGGGGGCCGAAGGCACAGCAGAGCUGCCUGCUUUCAGUGCACGUGCACAGCCCGGCUCCGCUGCUGCGUCUGCUGGUGUGAGAACAGGCUCAGGAGAGGCAGUGCAACGAGGGAGUGAGCUGGCAGGGGGUAGUGGAAUGGUGAUGCGGAGGAAGGCGGCGGGGGAGGCAGGGGCAGCAAGGGGUGCGAGGAAGAGUUCCAGGAGCAAAGCGAGUGGUGAUGUUUCUGGAGGGACAGUCAGCAAGCGCACGAAGCAAUACCAGCUGGAGAUCCUUCAAACAACAGCCAAGCCGAAGCCGCAAAGCCCGGUGAGGCAGGUUUCGGACGCCGGGUUGACCCGACGACAACGGUUUCAGCAAGAUGAGGACGGCGGGUUGCCGUCGAGACAAAUCGCGCUGAUUGCGACUGACGUGGAUGGGACUCUGCUUAACAGCAAUCACGCCUUGAGUGAACGGACCGAGAGAGCGCUUUUGAUGGCGCAAGAGCAAGGCAUCCAGGUUGUUUUGGCCACUGGCAAAGCAAGAGGGCCGUGGUUUCCUGAAAUCAAGGAGCGACUGAAGCUUGAAAGUCCUGGGGUCUUUUUACAGGGCUUGAUGGUUUACAGUGCGGACGGAACUCUGUUGUACGAGCGAGCCAUGGCGGAGGAUGUGGCUCGACAGGUUAUUCGGUUCGGCAAGGCCGAAGGUGUUACGCUCACGGCCUACUGUGGCGAGAGAAUAUUGUGUGAAGAAAGGGACGAACACACUGAUCGUCUGAUUCCCUAUGGCGAGCCAAUCCCCGAAGCCGUUGGGCCCCUUGAGGACCUCAUUGGCAUCACAUCCAUUCACAAGCUCAUUCUCAUGGCUGACGACGACAACUUGGCAGCACUAAGGCCUCGUUUGGACGCGGAGCUGGGUGGCAGGGGGUCGCUUAUCACAUCAGUGCCAGGCAUGCUGGAAGUGCUUCCAGUUGGCGCAUCCAAGGCCACAGGCCUUGCCACUGUGCUCGACAUUAUGGGUCUGGACCCGCAGCAGGUCAUGGCGGCAGGAGAUGGUGAAAAUGACAUUGAGAUGCUCCAGAUGGUUGGUUUGGGUGUGGCAAUGGCAAAUGCUGGCCCUUCCGUCAAGGCAGUGGCAGACCAUGUGUCGAGCUCAAACGACCAUGAUGGCUUGGCGGCUGCUGUGGAGAGAUUUGCCCUCACUGCUGGACUCUGGUGCUGGGACUAA